AUAACCAGGAUUUCUGCCUACUCUAACACGCUCUAGAGUUUAGCAAAUGAUGAAGCGAGUAUUACCAACUAAUAUAUUAUUACUCUGCUGCGUGUCUGUUUUUAUUCAAGUUAAAGCGUCGGUUAUUUCGUGUCCGAGCGGACAGUUUGCGUUUAAAAACCGUUGUUCUCCGUGCCAUCUCACCUGCUCCGAGUGUGAGGGCCGUGAACUGUUCCAGUGCACCUCCUGUGGAGUAGAUAAGGAUGGGAGGGAACGCUUCCUGUACCAGGGUCACUGCCGACCCCACUGUCCACGAGAGUUCUACGCAGACCCAGAUCAGUACGCUUGUCUACCCUGCAUUUCCAACUGUGAGAUCUGUGUGAAUGGCCAAAUCUGUACUAAAUGCCAGGAAGGAUAUAAGGUCCAGAAUGGGAUUUGUCUGUCUGUGCCCUGUGGAGUGGGCCAGGUUCAGGAUCCAAACUCGGGAGAAUGCAUUGACUGUGAGACUGGCUGCAAGACUUGCUCUGCUGAUGACCCGGAGCUGUGUGCCAGCUGUGUGGAUGGCUACUUCUAUUACAGGCAUCAGUGUCGACAGCACUGCCCCCAGAGGAGCUAUGAGGACCGGAGUCGAGGCAUGUGCCUCAGCUGUCCAGAUUCAUGCCAAGACUGCAGGAGUGAGACGCUCUGUCUAACCUGUCAGCCUGGCCACUUUCUCCACAAUGGUGCUUGUGUAACCGAGUGUCCCCAGGACACAUUCAGAGAUGCCAGAGGGUGGCGCUGCACACCCUGUCAUUCUUCAUGUCUGACCUGCCAUGGCCCUGGAGCAAGAGACUGUGACAGGUGCAGUGGCUGGUACCGUCCCAUUAAUGGAAGGUGCCCUGUCAUCAGCUGCCCCGAGGGCCAGUACUUUGAUAGUGUGACUCGAGAGUGCCGGAAUUGUGACGUUUCUUGCAGAACGUGCUUUGGUCCAAGAAUACAGAACUGCUACACUUGUUCUUCUGGGUACAUGUUGGAGCAACAGGAGGCUGUGUGUGUGCAGCGCUGUCCUUUAGGGUUCUAUGGAAACAGCUCCAGUCAGCAGUGUGAGAUGUGCUCAGCUAACUGCGAUGCUUGUGAAAGUGCAGACCAAUGUGUGAGCUGUAAAAGUGGCGCAUAUCAGCUCUUUCUCUUCCAGGGAAGCUGCUGGUCAGAGUGCCCUGAUGGUUAUUUUGAAACAGAGGAAGGAACAUGUGAGCCAUGUGAUGUUCUGUGUUUAACCUGUGAUGGAAGUAAAUCUCAGUGCUUGGCGUGUAGAGAGGAUCUAUUUCUGGAGAAUGGUCAGUGCAAGAGUAACUGCUCUGAAAGAGCCUAUGCUGAUAAGGAUGGGACCUGCAGACGCUGUGGCCCUCACUGUGACAGGUGUACCGAUAACAUCAACUGUACCAAGUGCAGCUUUCUGUACCUGCUUUUGGAUGGCAUGUGUAAAGCAAGCUGUCCUGAGGGUUAUUUUGAGGAUCUGGACCAGGGGAUGUGCGUGCAGUGCCAUGCAUCGUGUGCUACAUGCUCAGGCCCGCUUUCAGAUGACUGUGAGAGUUGUUCUGUUGACGCCCCAAAGCUGUAUGAAGGCACAUGCUCAGAGGAGUGCCCGUCAGGCACCUACUACCUGACCACCAGCAUGGAAUGCCAAGAGUGUCAUCAGACAUGUGCAUCAUGUGUGGGCCCAGAACCCUUCCAGUGCUCCCAGUGUGUGAAAGGUCUGGCUCUGGACCCAAACACUAUGAUGUGUGGUGUGACUGGAAGCUCAGACUGCCCACCCAGAACCUUUCUCCAUGCCAACCAGUUUACAUGUCAGGCAUGCCAUCGCAACUGUCAGUCCUGUGAGGGCCCCGGGCCUGCAGACUGCCAGACUUGUGCCCUUCCUCGAUAUCUGCAUAAUAGCUCCUGUGUGACUAAGUGUCCUGCUGGUACAUACAGUGCCCAUGAGGAGGCUGAUGGCAUUGAGCUGGGUUUCUGUAUGCCCUGUGAUCAGGUGUGUGCAACCUGCUCCGGGUCUUCUCCUAAAGACUGCCUGAGCUGCUCUCCUGGAUAUCUGCACCUUCUCUCACAUCUGUGUGUCACCCAUUGUCCAACAGGGUACUACAAUGCAGGCGAGCGCUGUGAGAGGUGUUACCAAUCCUGUGAGUUGUGUUCAGGCCCGGGACCAGACUCCUGCAUGGUGUGUGCCCCACCUUUGCUGGAGAUUCAGGGCACCAAGGUGUGUGUGGAGCAUUGCCCACACCGUUUCUAUCAGAGCUUUGACAUCUGCAUGCAGUGCCACACCAGCUGCAAGACCUGCAUAGAUAACACACCUCAGGGAUGUCUAUCGUGUGACUGGGGCAGUAUUCUACAGGAUGGGGUGUGUUACCCUCGUUGUGAAGAAGGCCAAUACUACUCUCAGAGUGAGAGGUGUGAAGCAUGUGAUGAAUCCUGUAAGCACUGCUCCGGUCCUGGUCUUGAGAGCUGUGUGACAUGCCACUCAGGCUUCGGACUGCAAGCUGUAACCAGAAGCUGUGUGCCCUGCUGCCAGCCUGACCAGACAGCCAGAAACUGCUGCCUCUGCCAUUCUGCUUCAGUGCUGUGCUUGGAGGGUCCAGUUUCAGCAGAUAUUGAUGAGGUGAAUCAGAAGGCACAGGAAAGCCAACAUGCAUCUGCCGUUCUACCUACUACUCUGAUCCUGGCUGUAGGCCUUGCACUGUGCGUAUUUAUAUUGGUAAAGGCCCAUGCCAAGAAAAGACUUUGCUGGAGGCAGAGGUAUGAGAGACUGAGAGGAUCGGCAGGGUCCUGUCCUGACACACGGCCCAUGCCCCAUGGUGUACCCGAGCCUGAUGAUAGUGGAGAUGACGCAGAUGUGGUGUACACGAGCCGAGAUGGGUCGGUCUAUCGCCGCUAUGGCUUCAUGCAUGAGCCUGAGCCCGAGUAUGAGGAUGGUAAUGAAGAGGAAGAAAUCAACGAGAACACACACCUUAAAGGAGCUCAGUAAACACUUGGAGGGAAAAACAUUCAGAAUUUGGACUAUCAAUAAUCUAGACAAUACAGUGGUACCUUGAAACUCAACGUCAAUUGGUUCUGGGACUGGCAUUGAGUUUAAAAGGUGUCGAGUUUAAAGGUAUUUUUUCCGAUAAGGAUGUAUGGGAAACCUGUUAAUGUGUUCCAUAGUCCCGUGGAACUGCAUAUAUUUUAGGCUUAUGUAAAAUAAUGGGGUUGUUUUUGACUCUUUAUACACUGAAAAUAACACAAAUCUAAUAUAAAAACACAAAAAUAAAAAGCUGAUUCUUACAAUUUCUUAGAACCCCAAGCUGUAACACAAGUUUAAAAGUGAAACAGGAGGAAAAUCCAGAUAAACACAGAUACAUGUGGAGCUUUCAGAGUGAAUCUGAUGGUUAUUCCACAUAAAUGCAGAUUCAUCUCAUAUGCACACUUUGAUGAUGUAUUACCGCACCACUCUCAGCGCUGAACAAGCGACUGUUCAUUGUUAAUUUGAAAUUAAAUAAAUACUUUCCCUUAAACUGAACAUGUUGAGUUUAAGGGAAACGUUGAGUUUAAGGGUACAAAUUUCUCAACGAAGGUUUUGAGUUUAGGGGACGUUGAGUUACAAGGUACCACUUUAUUAAUUAUAUUAUUUGUUCUUUUUUAUUCAGUUUAAAAUUUUGUUAAAUCAGUGUAUGUAUCAGUGUAUAUAGACUGUUGAUUUAAUAUGCUGAGUGCAUAUUCCCUUAGUGCACUCACUGGCCAUAUUAUUAGGAACACCAUAAACAGGAGGUAGCUCUCAGCUUCUUUAUUACAUGGAUUCCACAAAGUAUUGGGCGCAUUCCUUUGAGUCCAUGCUCGCAUCAUAAAUUACAUUUCCUUUGACAGGUCCUUUUUUAAAUUCAGUUCUAGUGAUUGAGGAGGCUACUGAAAUACACUGAACCCUAGUAUAGUUAGUAUGGUUAGGAACAAUAUUCAGAUAUGGUGUAACAUUAAAAAAAAAAGGCUGGGGCCCAGCGUAUGCCAAGAAGUGUCUCGCACUAUCUUCAGUGGUCAAAACUGUUUAUAGGAAGAUCUGACCCUACUGUCUGGGGAUUCAGUAUGCAAUCCUAAGUGGUUUUUUCUGCUUACUGUGACUGCUUGAGUUAUUGUAGCAUUCCAGUCAACUCGAACCAGCCAGCCCCCUCUGGCAACUCGCAUGAAUAAAGCCUUUUUAAACACUUUUUUGCACUAUUCUGUGUGAACUCUAGAAGCUGUUGUCUGAUAAACCAGUCUGUCCGCUUGUUGCAAUAUGCGGUGCCAUUGCAUUCUUAUUGACAUAAUCCUAUUGUAAUGGAAUGCAUUGUGUUUAAAGGAGUAUACUGUAUAGCAUUUUUUGUGCUGUAAAUCUUUUCUUACGAAAUGAAACAAGUUUUUCCAAGUGUCACUAACUUUUGUAAUGUCAAAAUCCUUACUGUAGGUUUCAUUAUGUAAUGAACAUGUUUCACAGUUGUAUGAGCAAUUUAAAUAACAUGCAAUGUUGCUUUUUCUAUACAGUAGACCCUUGACUUACAAAUUUAAUUGGUUCCAAAGGGCUGUUCUUAAGUCAAAAUGUUUGUUAGUUAAACCUAUUUUUACCCAUAAGAAAUCAUGUAAACAGAAUUAAUCCGUGCCAGACCUCCCAAACACCCCUUACCUAGACAAUACAGUGGUACCUUGAAACUCAACGUCAAUUGGUUCUGGGACUGGCAUUGAGUUUAAAAGGUGUCGAGUUUAAAGGUAUUUUUUCCGAUAAGGAUGUAUGGGAAACCUGUUAAUGUGUUCCAUAGUCCCAUGGAACUGCAUAUAUUUUAGGCUUAUGUAAAAUAAUGGGGUUGUUUUUGACUCUUUAUACACUGAAAAUAACACACAUCUAAUAUAAAAACACAAAAAUAAAAAGCUGAUUCUUACAAUUUCUUAGAACCCCAAGCUGUAACACAAGUUUAAAAGUGAAACAGGAGGAAAAUCCAGAUAAACACAGAUACAUGUGGAGCUUUCAGAGUGAAUCUGAUGGUUAUUCCACAUAAAUGCAGAUUCAUCUCAUAUGCACACUUUGAUGAUGUAUUACCGCACCACUCUCAGCGCUGAACAAGCGACUGUUCAUUGUUAAUUUGAAAUUAAAUAAAUACUUUCCCUUAAACUGAACAUGUUGAGUUUAAGGGAAACGUUGAGUUUAAGGGUACAAAUUUCUCAACGAAGGUUUUGAGUUUAGGGGACGUUGAGUUACAAGGUACCACUUUAUUAAUUAUAUUAUUUGUUCUUUUUUAUUCAGUUUAAAAUUUUGUUAAAUCAGUGUAUGUAUCAGUGUAUAUAGACUGUUGAUUUAAUAUGCUGAGUGCAUAUUCCCUUAGUGCACUCACUGGCCAUAUUAUUAGGAACACCAUAAACAGGAGGUAGCUCUCAGCUUCUUUAUUACAUGGAUUCCACAAAGUAUUGGGCGCAUUCCUUUGAGUCCAUGCUCGCAUCAUAAAUUACAUUUCCUUUGACAGGUCCUUUUUUAAAUUCAGUUCUAGUGAUUGAGGAGGCUACUGAAAUACACUGAACCCUAGUAUAGUUAGUAUGGUUAGGAACAAUAUUCAGAUAUGGUGUAACAUUAAAAAAAAAAGGCUGGGGCCCAGCGUAUGCCAAGAAGUGUCUCGCACUAUCUUCAGUGGUCAAAACUGUUUAUAGGAAGAUCUGACCCUACUGUCUGGGGAUUCAGUAUGCAAUCCUAAGUGGUUUUUUCUGCUUACUGUGACUGCUUGAGUUAUUGUAGCAUUCCAGUCAACUCGAACCAGCCAGCCCCCUCUGGCAACUCGCAUGAAUAAAGCCUUUUUAAACACUUUUUUGCACUAUUCUGUGUGAACUCUAGAAGCUGUUGUCUGAUAAACCAGUCUGUCCGCUUGUUGCAAUAUGCGGUGCCAUUGCAUUCUUAUUGACAUAAUCCUAUUGUAAUGGAAUGCAUUGUGUUUAAAGGAGUAUACUGUAUAGCAUUUUUUGUGCUGUAAAUCUUUUCUUACGAAAUGAAACAAGUUUUUCCAAGUGUCACUAACUUUUGUAAUGUCAAAAUCCUUACUGUAGGUUUCAUUAUGUAAUGAACAUGUUUCACAGUUGUAUGAGCAAUUUAAAUAACAUGCAAUGUUGCUUUUUCUAUACAGUAGACCCUUGACUUACAAAUUUAAUUGGUUCCAAAGGGCUGUUCUUAAGUCAAAAUGUUUGUUAGUUAAACCUAUUUUUACCCAUAAGAAAUCAUGUAAACAGAAUUAAUCCGUGCCAGACCUCCCAAACACCCCUUACCUAACCUUUCUAAUGUCUUAAAUGGUCUUUUUUUUUUGUUGUAAAUACAAGUAUAUUUUCCUUUAAAUCUUAAAUUAUAGAAUAGACAUUCUUGUAAUAAACAAUAAUAAACAAUA
Molecule: messenger RNA, 6374 nt
Organism: Trichomycterus rosablanca
Lineage: Eukaryota; Metazoa; Chordata; Actinopteri; Siluriformes; Trichomycteridae
Product: proprotein convertase subtilisin/kexin type 5
Exons: 16
Coding region: 47-2977 (976 amino acids)
Source: RefSeq, a predicted model, not a curated record